AUGGCGUUUCCAAAGCUUCCCUUGGCCGGUCCGGGAUAUGUGAUCUUGAACAUCGUCCGGGUCAUGAACAUCAUCUGUCUACUCGCCAUCAUCGCAGCCAGCGUUCUCUUGCUAGUGAAGACUUUCUUUGUGUCCAAUUUCUUCUUCUUCGAAGCUGUCACCCAUGUUGCGAUUGCAUCCAUCAGCUCAUUUCUCAUCGUCUCCGAACUCAGCAUCUUCCGCGGAUAUUUCGACCGUAACUGGCCUCUUCUUGGCCAGGACUCAGGCUUCAUUACACUUGGAACAGCCAUGGUGCUACUUGGCAUAUCAACUCUAGGAUAUUUGAACAACCAAGCCACGAGCCAGGAUGCAAUAGGCCUUCCAUUCUGGAGACUUAUUCUGGGAGCCGGUAUAGUCUCUAUCGUCACUGGAAGCAUUAAUAUUGGAAUGAGCUUCUUAUUCCGCGACUCAGAUCUCGGAGUCUCUGCACGCCAUGUUCGUGCUCGCGGAGCGGUCGCUACACAGGAAGCCGUCACACGCAAGGACAGCUACAAGUCAUUCCAGCUUUCCCGCAAGGGGUCUCUGCCCACGUAUAGUUCCUCGACUUCAAGUCCGCGGUCUGCAUCAGUACGCCAUGCUCCGCGAUUUCCAAUUCGCAUUUCCUCUCCAGUCAUGACUACGACAGAGGAGUUCGCAAGGUCACCAAUUACACCAAAGUCUCCAACAGCUGCAGACCUGGCUGUUCCCAACCUUGCCCACCAUCCCGCAAUGUAUUCUAACCACGUAUGA
This is a messenger RNA of Arthroderma uncinatum, 768 nucleotides long. RefSeq lists its product as uncharacterized. The record is from RefSeq and is a predicted model, not a curated record. Lineage: Eukaryota; Fungi; Ascomycota; Eurotiomycetes; Onygenales; Arthrodermataceae. Bases 1 to 768 code for a protein of 255 amino acids. The transcript has 3 exons.